GGGUGCGCGAGGGUGUUGUGCUGUGCGUGUGUCAGUGUGUGUGUGCCCCCCAUGGCGAGCACCAUGGCGUCGGCGUGCACGUGCUGCUGCCUGCUCGUCGCGCUGACAGCGGCCUCGGCCACCUCGACGACAACGUCGUCGCCGCCGCCGCCGCCCAGCACGGUGCGCCCCGCCUCCACGCUGGUCGAGGCGAUGGACGGCGUGUCCGUGACCGUGGACGCGGACGGCGCCACGCCCGUGGGCACGGGGCUCAAGGUGCUGCUCAAGCUCUACGACGACUGCGCGCGGCGCGACGGGCUGGUGCAGUGCGUCAAGGUGAAGGCCGCCACUCUGCUGGACCGGGUCGCGCGCGCCGGCGACCUGCCCAUCACCGAGACCCUCGUCCUGGUGCGGCGCGGUGACGCGCACCGCAGCCAGGGCGGGCGCGCGCUCAGCGAGGCCGAGGUGGAGGCCGCGCUGCCGCCCGGGGACUCGUACGCCGCCAAGGACGCGCGCCUCAACGAGCUGCUCUGGGAGCGGCUCGCCAGGGUCCUCAGCUCGCACACCGUCCAGCUCAGCUUCCCCAAGGUGUCGGCGUCCGAGAUGAGGGGCAUCAGCAGCGGAGGCACAGGUCGCGGCAAGAUGAAGAGCAUGAUGAAGAUGAUGAUGAUGGGAGCAGCCAUGGGCAUGAUGGGGAUGCUGCCCAUCAUGAUGGGCGGGGUGUCCAUGAUGGCGCUCAAGGCCCUGGUCGUGUCCAAGCUGGCGCUCGUCCUCGCCAUCAUCAUGAUCCUGAAGAAGCUGCUCGGUGGCGGCGGGGUGUACAAUGAUCACGACAAUCAAUGCCUGUGA
Messenger RNA from Frankliniella occidentalis (western flower thrips), 828 nucleotides. RefSeq lists its product as uncharacterized. The coding region runs from base 52 to 828 and encodes 258 amino acids. The transcript is spliced from 3 exons. The record is from RefSeq and is a predicted model, not a curated record. Lineage: Eukaryota; Metazoa; Arthropoda; Insecta; Thysanoptera; Thripidae.